This is a messenger RNA of Vitrella brassicaformis, 8268 nucleotides long. The record is from the annotation of a GenBank genome assembly. Lineage: Eukaryota; Vitrellaceae.
GAAGGCAGGGCAUUCCAGCCGUCGUCAGAUCUGCCGUGCACUGCCUCUGAGCAUUCGCAUCUUCCGGUGAUCUCUCUGUGUGAGCGUCGAUUGACUGCGGCUGUCAUCCAUCCAUUGAUUUGAUUCAUCACAUCCAUCGGCGGUUGUGAGUGAUGGAGAGUGAGGGCAUCGGGCACCACUGCGGCGUGGCGCUGAUCCGGCUGCUCAAGCCGGUCGAGUACUUUGUGGAGAAGUAUGGCACGGUCUUCUACGGCCUCAAGAACCUCUACCUCCUCAUGGAGAAGCAGCGCAACCGAGGCCAGGACGGCGCCGGCAUCGCCUGCGUCAAGCUGGACCUUGAGCCGGGGUUUCCCUUCAUCGACUGCCAGCGGUCCAUCGCUCAGGACCCCAUCAAGGACGUCAUGUACAAGUGCGAGAAGCUCGCCUCCGAGAAGCUGCAGGAGCUCGACGGCGGCUUGCGGCGCAACGGGCGGAUCCUCAAGCACCGGGUGCCCUUCACCGGGGAGGUCUUCCUCGGCCACGUCAGGUACGGCACCGACAGUGACAACAGCGAGGACCGCUGCCACCCGAUCCCUCACGAGAACAACUGGAUGACGCGUAACCUGGUGCUGGCGGGCAACUUCAACCUGACCAAUGUGGACGAGCUCUUCAGCGAGCUGGUGGAGCUGGGCCAGCAUCCCCGCGAGAAGAGCGACACCAUCACGCUGCUGGAGAACAUCAGCCACUUUUUGGACAAGGAGAACAACGACCUGUACGUCAAGUACUUCGCCGCCGGCCACGGCAUGCAGGACUGCUUCAGGCUCAUCGCCGACAACAUCAAUGUGCCGCGCAUCCUCAGACAGGCCGCCGCACACUGGGACGGCGGGUACGUCAUCGGGGGGCUCCUGGGGCACGGUGACGCCUUCGCGCUGCGUGACCCGAGCGGCAUCCGGCCGGCCUUCUACUAUGUCGAUGAGGAGGUCGCCGUGGUCGCCAGCGAGAGGCCCGUCAUCCAAUCGGUCUUUGGGGUAAGGCAGACAACAGGGGAUGGAUGGAUGGAUGGAUGGGGCUGCAUCUCUCUCCAUCUCUGUCUCUCUCUGUGUGUGUGUGUGUGUGUGUGUGUCAGUGUGGUGUGGAUGAGGUUCGUGAGAUCGGUCCGGGCAAUGCGCUCGUCAUCAAGAGGGACGGCACCGUAUUCCAGGAACGGGUCAGUCAGCUCAGGGAGGGACCAACCACUCACACAACACAGCACAGGCAUGAGUGAGAUACACCUAUGUGUGGCUCACGCGAUGCAUAUGCAUGUGUGUGUUGUGUGUUGUGUGUGCCAGGUUAUCGACCCCCUCCCAUACAGAGGCUGCACCUUCGAGCGCAUCUAUUUUUCCAGGUAGGUGGGUGCGGCGCGCACACACACACCGCACAUAUAGUGCUGGUCUGACUGCUGUCAUCUGUGUGUCGUCCAUCGGUCAGGGGUGGCGAUGCGGCCAUCUACCGUGAGCGCGAGAGGCUGGGGAGAAACCUCGGUGAGCGAAGCGAACGGAGCUUUCUCGCCCCUCCCGUGUGUGUAUGUGUGUCUGUGUGUUGUGGAUGGUUGUCUUGUCUGGUCAGUGCCUGAGGUUUUGCAGGCGCUCGACGGCGAUUUGGAGAAUGCAGUCUUCGGCUUCAUCCCGAACACCUCAGAGCUCUCCUACUACGGACUCGUCAAAGGUGAGUGGCUGGCCACGAUGGGACAUGCAGACACACACAAUGCCACUACUCACCGUGUGUGUGUGUAUGUGUGUGUGACAGGUAUGGAGGAGCAGAUGGAUCGCAUCAAGGAGGAGAAGAUCCUCGCACUCGGACCCGCACCAGACCCCGCCGAAGUGCGCAAGGUCAGUGGACUGACCCACACCCAUCAGACACCACACCAUCGAUAAUGUCACUUGUCUGUCUGUCUGUCUGUCUGUCAGAUCUUGGCCCUGAAGGUUCGAGUGGAGAAGGUGGCUUUCAAGGACGCCAAGAUCCGGACCUUCAUCCAGGAGGACAAGAGCCGCGAGUUCCUCGUCAGCCACGCAUACGACGUCACAUACGACAGCGUCAAACCCACCGACGCCCUCGUGGUCAUCGACGACUCGGUCGUCAGGGGGACCACCCUCACCAACUCUAUCCUCAAGUAGCCACAACACACACCACCAGAGAGAAGAUGGGCAUGGAGGACGUCUGUCUCUGUGUUGGUGUGUGCAGGAAUCUCGACCGUCUGAGGCCUCGCAAGAUCGUGGUUGUGUCGAGUGCGCCUCAGAUUCGGUACCCCGACUGCUACGGCAUCGACAUCGCCAAGAUCGACAACCUCAUCGCCUUCAAGGCCGCCACCGCACUCUGCAAAGAGAGGGGCAUGGAGGCACGACUGAGAGAGGUCAGCACACAGAGAGAGAGAGAGAGAGAGGUGUCGUGUGUGUUGUGGCUGCAGGUGUAUGAGAAGUGCAAGAUCCAGCAGCAGCUGAUGGUGGCGAGUGCCGACCCCGACCUGUUCAUCAACCACGUCAAGGCCGUCUUCGAGCCCUUCACCUACCAAGAGGUCUCCGACAAAGUCGCACAGCUCGUCAGGUCUGUCAUUCCACACAUCCACACACGCAACCAACACACACGGCACAUUGUGUGUGUGUGUGUGUGUGUGUCUCGACCUAACUGAAGGCCGAAGGAGUUCCAAUCGGAGAUCAAGGUGGUGUAUCAGACCAUCGAGGGCCUCCACAAAGCGAUGCCCGACUACAAAGGUCGGGACCCCUCCCCUCCCCACACACGCAUCGUAUCGCAUCGACACACAGCCACAUGCCCGUGCUGUGUGCGUAUCCAUCAGGUGACUGGUACUUCACGGGCGACUACCCGACGCCCGGCGGCAUGAAGGUCGUCGGUAGGGCAUUCAUCAACUACUACGAGGGACGAAACGAACGAGCCUACGGCGUCAUCUCAAGGUGGGCAUGGCACCGCAACACACAUACACACACAUAGCCGCUCACACACACGAGUGUCUGGUCUGGUUGUUUCUCUCCCCCUCCCCCUGCCCCCUCCCCCCUGGUGCAAUCAUCAGCAAUUUGGGCAAGACGUGUUUGGUGAUCGGCAGCGGCGGCCGCGAGCACACCUUUGCGUGGAAGCUGGCACAGUCCAAACAGGUGGGCGCCGUCUGGGUGGCGCCAGGCAAUGGAGGCACGCAAGACGUCCAGGUAACAACCUCCCCAACGGACACACACACGUCGACACAGGCAUUCGUUUCUCGUCAUCAGGUUGGUCGCGUGACGAUCAAGAAUGUCAAGUUGGAUCUGUCGCCGACCAAGGGUUUCCAGGACGUCAUUGACUUUUGCAGUGCAAACGGGGUGGACCUCGUGGCUGUGGGGCCCGAACAGCCGCUCGUCGACGGCAUCGUCGACGCACUCCACGCCGCAGGUGCGCUCGCAUGACACACAGGGAAGCGCGCACACACACGGACCGGACACUGAAUGGGGCUGUGUGUGGUGGCGUGGCGUGGCGUGGCGUGUGUGGGCAGGCAUCAAGGUGUUCGGCCCUUCCAAGGCUGCAGCUCUGUUGGAGGGCUCCAAAGCCUUCUGCAAGGACUUCAUGGCCAAAUACAGCGUCCCCACCGCCGAAUUCAAAAGCUUCAAGUGACCACGCACACAUCCCCUCCACCUCUCUCCCCCUGUGUGUGAAUGUGGUUCUGUUUGCUCUUUGUCUGUCAGGGGUGUGGGUGAGCUCGACGCCGCCAUCAAGUACAUCAACGAGAGCCCAUUCGACGUGGUCGUCAAGGCGUCAGGUCUGGCCGCCGGCAAGGGUGUGGUGGUGCCCGAGACAAAGGAGGAGGCCAUCGCCGCUCUCAAGGAGUGUCUCGAGGGCAGGGUGUUCGGCGAGGCCGGCGAUGAGGUCGUCAUCGAGGAGAAGCUCGAGGGGCCGGAGGUCAGCGUGUUCGGCCUCUCUGAUGGGUACACCGUGCUGCCCCUGCUGCCCGCACAAGACCACAAGAGGGUCAGAGCGCAGGACAACACACACGCAACAGCCACUGGCCUGCGUGCAUCUCUCUCUCUCUCUCUCUGUGUGUGUGUGUGUGUGUGUGUCAUCAGGCGUAUGACGACGACAAGGGUCCCAACACAGGCGGCAUGGGUGCGUUCUGCCCGACGCCGCUUGUGUGUGAGGACCUGCUCAAGGAGAUCACCGACAAGGUGCUGCAGCCCACCGUCGACGGCAUGAGGAAAGAAGGCACACCCUUCGUCGGAUGCCUUUACGCCGGUAUGUCAGUGCUCAAAACACAGAGAGAGAGAGGCAAAGAUCGUCAGAUCUUCACACGUGUCUCCGUGUGUGUGUCAGGUCUGAUGCUGACCAAGAACGGCCCCAAGAAUUUGGAGUUCAACGUGCGGUUCGGUGACCCCGAGACGCAGGUGGUGCUGCCGCUGCUCAAGACGGACCUCUACGACCUCAUGUGUGCAUGCGCCGAGCAGCGACUCAGCAGCAUCAACGUCGAAUUCCACACCGGGGCCGCCUGCACUGUCGUCAUGGCCAGUGGCGGAUACCCUGGUGGGUGCGGCGCGCGGAGGACACAUCGCCGAUGUAUCUCUACUCUCUCUCUCUCUCUCUCUCUCUCUGUGUGUGUGUGUGUGUGUCAGGUUCUUACCACAAGGGUUAUGAGAUCACGGGUCUGAAGAACGCCAUGUCGGUGCCGGGCGUGACGGUCUUCCACGCCGGCACCAAGAUCCGACCCAUCUCGCCUAACAAGGGCAAUCCCGCACUCGGACAAAGAACUGUGGUAACCACACGCAACACACACCAGACUCCACGAACACGCAAGACACAUAUGAAGCACACACACCCACUGGUGGCCUCUGUGUGCGCAGGAGACUUCCGGGGGUCGUGUGCUGGCCGUCACUGCUGUGGCUCGGUCGCUGCCCGAGGCGCAGACCCGCGCCUACGUUGGAAUGCGGUGCAUCAACUUCAUCGGCGGCUUCUACAGGAAGGACAUCGGCAAGAAACUGCUCAGGUACACACACACACUCAGACACACAACACACGAACACCACCACACGCACUCACCUGGCUCCCCUCUCUGUGUGUGCGAAUGUGUGUGUGUGUCAGGUUGCCGACGGAGGAUUUCACCACGAUGCAGUCCGACCCGCUCAAGAAGCAGUCGGUCGAGUCGAUCUUCUCCAUGUCCUCACCCACACACCACGGCGACGUCUCGGGCGGUACGGGGCUCACCUACCUCGCGGCUGGCGUCGACAAGGCCGCAGGCGACGCCGCCAAGGACGGCAUUCAACCGUACGUCAGGAGGACAUCCAGAAGCGGAUGCAUGGCGUCGAGCGAAGGUACACCCUACCAGCAAGAAGGAGGACAGCCGCGCUCUCACGGUGUGGUUGUGGUGUUGUGUCAUGGUGGUCUGAUUGGUUUCAGACACGAGUGGCAUGUGUGACCUGCUGACGGCCGGCCACCGUGACGCUGUGUUGGUGACGGGCACGGCUGGUGUGGGCACCAAGCUCAAGGUGGCGGCCGACGUCGAGAAAUACGACACUCUCGGCACUGACCUCGUCGCUCUCUGUGUCAAUGACGUCGUGGUCAGUGAGCCGAGCCCCCCACCCUCCACACACAUAUCCCCUGACUGACACACAAGUGCUUCUCCCUUCUGAUCGUUUCGCUGCAGUCCCACGGCGCCGAGCCGAUCUUCUUCACCGACUACUAUGCGACGGGGAAGCAGCGAGUGGCUCAGACGGUUGCGAUAGUCAAGGGCAUGGGCGAGGGGUGCAUUCAGGCGGGGUGCUCCCUCUUCCCCGGCGAGAAGGCCGAGCUGCCGGGCAUCUUUCCGAGGGGCGAGUUCGACAUGGCUGGGUUCGCCGUGGGGGCGGCCGACAGGAGCACGGUGCUGCCCAAGAAGGACGCCAUGCAGGAGGGGGACGUCCUCAUCGGCCUGGCAUCCAGCGGCAUCCACGCCAACGGGUUCUCACUCGUCAGGAGGGUCAUCGCCAGCCAGGGUGAGGAACGAGACACAUCAGACAGACAGACAGACAGGCCGGUGGUGAUCAUCGUGUGGUGGCCGUGUGUGCGUGUGUAUGUGUGUCAGGUUUGUCGUACAAUGCCCCGGCUCCUUUCGACGCCUCCCGCAGUCUCGGCGAUGUGUUCCUGACCCCGACGCGCAUCUACGUCAAGGCCGUCAUGCCCCUCUGCAACGGCGGCAUGCUCAAGGGCGCCGCACACAUUGCAGGUACGUGUCAGGGAGUGGGUCCGGGCACCGGCACACACGACGCUCUGUAUGUGUGUGUGUGUGUGUGUGUGUAGCUGGUGGUUUGCUCGAGAGUGUGGCCAAGAUCCUGCCGGUGAAUCUGAUGGCGCGCAUCGACACCACGGCGUGGGAGCUGCCGGCAGUCUUCAGAUGGCUGCUCGAAGUGGUGAGAACGACAGGCACCACAGCACAGCACAGCACACCUGAUCGAAAUGACCGACACACAGGAGCAUUUUGGCCAUCAUGAUGUGUGUGUGUGUGUGUGUGUGUGCAGGGUCGCAUUGAGCCCCGUGAGUUGGCGCGCACCUUCAAUUGUGGUGUGGGCAUGGUCCUUGUCGUAGCGCAGGGCGACGAAACCGCCGUCAUGCAGGUACCAACAAACACACACACACAGAGGGAGGGAGAGGGGGAGAGAUGAACGCAUCACUUAUUCUGUCUGCUUUCCUUCCUGUGUGUGUGCAGGAGUUGUCAAACCACGGCGAGGAGCCGUUCGUCAUCGGUCAGCUGGCCGUCAACGACGCCUCCCGCAAGUCGUCGAGCGAGAUGUCCCAGUCGAUGACCAAACCCACCAGGUCGCGCGUCAAACUCGACAACAUCGAGGCCUCAUGGCUCAAGACCACACGCUUCACAUCCCUCACCGCCGACGACUUCCAGAACACACGCAAAGUCAGGUGGGUACCUCAACACACAACACAGCACACAACACACACAAACCGACACACCUGCCUGCAUCCCCCGUCUAUGUGUGUUGGUCAUCCAUCCAUCCAUCCAUUCAUCAGGACGGCCGUGUUGAUAUCUGGGACGGGCACGAACCUGCAGGCGCUAAUCGACUGCUGUCGGCUGCCGACCUUCCCAGCCGAGGUGUCCCUGGUGGUGUCGAACGUGCCGGGCGUCGGGGGGCUGGAGCGGGCCGCGGCCGCCAAGGUGCCGCACAUGACGCUCAACCACAAGGAGUUUCCCGACCGGUCGUCCUUCGAGGGCGCCCUGCACGACAUUCUUGUCCGCAACAACAUUCAACUCAUCUGCCUUGCCGGUCAGUCAGGAAGUCAGUCCAAUGCGCGCACACCCACGAUGGGCAUCUUUCUCUGUCUCUGUGUUAUUCCGUUGGUCAGGUUUCAUGCGCAUCUUGACGGACGAGUUUGUGUGCAAGUGGCCCAACAAGAUCAUCAACAUCCACCCGUCCCUGCUGCCGGCCUUCCCCGGCCUCAACUGCCACCGCCGUGUGCUGGAGAAGGGCGUCAAGGUCACGGGCUGCACCGUCCACUACGUCACGGCGGGCGACCACGUCGACUGCGGGCCCAUCAUCAUCCAGGAAGCCAUUCCCGUCGAGGACGACGACACACCCGAGAGCCUCACAGAGAGGGUCAAGGUGCACUGCGAGUGGAAGGCUUACCCAAGGGUACGCUCACUAGAUGGAGCGCACAACCCACACCAUUGGUGCAUUCACGGCUUCUUGUGUGUGUGCUGCAGGCAUUGGCUCUGGUGGCUGAGGGCAAGGCCCCCAUUGUGGAUGGCAAAGUCAAGAUCGAAGCUUACUGAGGGGGAGGGGACGCACAGGCACAGGCAGACAGGGAGCGGAGCGUGUGUGCGAGCCUGUUUUUCGUCCGUCCGUCUUGAGGUCUUGAGGUCUUCGGGGGUGCGAGAGUGCAUGUCCCCGUGUGUGUGUGUGUGUGUGUGCGCGAGAUGGAGAGAGGCAGCUCCAGAGCGAGUGGAGUACUGCUAGGCAGGCGGACCAGCGAGAGAUGAGAUGCUCCGUGGAUUGUCUUUGGACGUGGUCGAGGUGCCUUUAUCAUGUCGGUUUAUUUAGUUGUGUUUGACGUCGGUUAUGUCUGCCCGUCUGUCUGUCUGUUGAACACACACAACCAGCCUGUUGUCCUCUCGUCGGCUGUGGUGGUCUACUGUUGUUCUGCUUGUGGUUGUGCGACGUGCCAUCAAAGUGGCAACGGAGUGCAGUCAUGAGUAUGGCGACCGUAGCCUAUCGAAAGCUCUGACGGGAGACGCAGUACUGGAUGGCUGAUGUGGAUUUGUCGACUAAGUGAAUGUGAACGUAUUAGAGACAUCGA